GAAAGAAAAGCUUCUGUGACACCGACAACUCAUGAACUACAAGACUUUAAAUUGGCCUGCGAGCGGCUAUGGCUCUUGGACGUGCAACGGUGUCAACCUGGCGUGGAUUAUGCAGUCAACAUGCAGAAAGGCAAGAACAGCUCGUGGCACAAGGGCGACCUUGCUCCAGAUCCUCUCUUUCGUUGGGUGAAAGAUGAAGUCUUUGAGAGAGAAACGUUCAAGCACUUCAUAUCUCUCUUGGACAAUUACGAGGCUCACACUGGCAAUGCAGAAGUAGUUACAAAGGAGGAGAAAGAUGAAGAGGACAGUUUCUUGAAGGCGGUCAUCGAGACGCCAAUCGGACAGUACCUCUACCAGUAUCUGUUAAAGAAGCAGAAAGUCAAAUCGGAGUCUGACCUCAAGAUUUUUCUUCAGAACAUGUGGUUCAAGCUCUACAGCAGAGAGGUACGCGGGGACUCAUCACCUUUCGAACAUGUCUUCGUGGGAGAGAUACGGGAUGGCUCUGUCAUCGGAAUGCACAAUUGGAUUCAGCUCUUUCAUGAAGAAAGAAAUGGAAAGUUCGACUACGCCGGCUACAUCAAGCCAAGGAGGCGAGGGACCAACAGUCUCAAGUCUGGCUUGGACGAGGAGCAGCUGAUCACGAUCCAAUUUGAGUGGAACGGUUAUCUGAAACCAAAGGGAACCUCUUUCGUCGGAGCUUCCCCCGAGUUUGAGUUGGCACUUUACACUCUUUGCCAUCUGUUUGGACAAGAAGACAUCGAUCUCACUCUUGGGUCUUACUCUGUGCUGAUCAAGAACCACAAGUUGAAAAAUGGCAGUAUUGGUUCGAUCUACCCC
Guillardia theta CCMP2712 is the source of this 837-nucleotide messenger RNA. RefSeq lists its product as hypothetical. The record is from RefSeq and is a predicted model, not a curated record. The transcript is spliced from 5 exons. The annotation marks the transcript as partial. Gene Ontology annotation, molecular function: RNA endonuclease activity. NCBI's taxonomy places the organism in Eukaryota, Cryptophyceae, Pyrenomonadales, Geminigeraceae.